AUGUUUCGGCCGUUCCGGUUUUGGGGUGUGACACCAGGUAAGCCCUUAAUAUCUGGGAUAACUACUAUCGUUAAUGAUGAAGAGUAUGGUGAUUUCAUUUUUCAUGCAUAUGGGACAAAUGGUAAAAUUUGUAUGUAUGUGGACCAUGAUGGUCAAGGAAUAGAAGAUUGGUUUGGUUCUAAAAUAGAAGAGGAGGAUGGAGAUGAUUGUUGCAUUGAUGGUGGAGAGAAUGAGGAAGAAAUUGAUAGCCUAGCAAAUGUGGAUGUGGACUUUAAUGAGGACAUAGUCACUAUGAAUAGGACAAAGGGUGAUGAAUUCCUAAACAGAUUAUGUGGCGAAGAUGAAGAGGGAAAUGAUAACAACAUAAAUGAUCAUGAUGGGCAUGAAGAGGAUGCCAAUGUAACUUUACAACAUUCCAUUUUUAAUGAGUUGGUUCCAUGGAAAAAGCAGAUCCCAAUACUUGGUAUGAGGUUCAAAGACCUAUCUCAAUUAAAAUCGAUGUUAUGCAACUAUGCUGUUGCGAAUGGGUACCAACUUUGCUUUGAGAAAAAUGAUAGGAAAAGAUUGUUGGUUAAGUGUUGCAAGGGUGAGUGA
This is a messenger RNA of Lactuca saligna, 594 nucleotides long. The record is from the annotation of a GenBank genome assembly. NCBI's taxonomy places the organism in Eukaryota, Viridiplantae, Streptophyta, Magnoliopsida, Asterales, Asteraceae.